Molecule: messenger RNA, 1595 nt
Organism: Amborella trichopoda
Lineage: Eukaryota; Viridiplantae; Streptophyta; Magnoliopsida; Amborellales; Amborellaceae
Source: RefSeq, a predicted model, not a curated record
UUGUACCUACCCCAAAGUCAAACAACCCCCCCUCAAAACCAAAUCAUCGAACUUGAGACAAUGGGACUGACUCAAGCCCGCUUCUUACAUAAGAUGGAACUCACAUCACCAAGCCUGCAACAAGCCAUGGCGCCCAUCCCCUCUAGCUUUCCUCUCACAAAUUGCACAGUCUACCCAUCUCGACCCUCCCCUGUAGAGCGUUACGACCUAACACCAUGGGAUCUGGCCAUGCUCUCUGUCCACUAUAUCCAGAAAGGUGUCCUCUUGGGACAAGCCCCCACUUCUUUGAGCUCUGUGCUGGACGGCCUCAAGGUCUCCUUGGCUGACUGCCUCGCUCAUUUCGUCCCUCUCGCGGGGCGUCUGGCCACGCAUACUGAUGGCUCCAUCUACAUCCACUGCAAUGACGCUGGUGCGGCCUUCAUCCAUGCCAAGGCCACCCAUCUAACAGUGGAUGACAUCGUGGCUUCGCCUUAUGUCACUGACGAUGUGAAGUCCUUCUUCGCCCUGGACGGUGUCAUUGGCCACGAUGGCCAUAAGCUACCCUUACUAGCGGUUCAGGUAUCUGGCAUAUCUGUUUGUGCAUUUGCAUCUGCGAUUCUAUUACAUGCAAUUCAACAUGUUUGGACACUAAAAUUUAUAUGUAUUGGUCAUCCCUUAUUUGCUAACAAUGGGCUUUUAAACCAUGAGCAGGUUACGGAGCUGAGUGAUGGUUUGUUCAUCGGGUGCUCCAUGAACCACGCGGUAGGCGUUGGUAGCUCCUUCUGGCACUUCUUCAACUCGUGGGCAGAGAUAUCGAGGGGAGACGGAAAUUCUUUAAAGAUCUCCCGGCCACCAGUACUAGAGCCCUGGUUUCUUAGGGAUCGCCACAUUGCCAUGCAUCUUUCAGAGGAUACCCUUGAAAGAUACUCCCCACCUCCCCUACCUGAGAGAUUUUUCCAUUUUAGCACCCGAUCAAUAGCAUUGCUCAAGCACAAGGCUAACAUGCACAUAGAUGAGGAUGUAUCCAGCAAGAUCUCUUCUUUGCAGUCUCUAACAGCACUCAUGUGGCGAGCUGUGACACGGGCUCAUGGUCUCCCUACAACUCAGACCACCAAAUGUGGGCAGGCCGUGGGGAACCGAUCAAGGUUAUCACCGCCUCUAUCACCUGACUACUUCGGCAACUCCAUCCAAGGUAUUGUUGCGAGUGCAACAGUAGGGGAGCUGCUCAGCCAGGAUUUGGCGGUAGCAUCAUUGCUGCAGCAGGCUACUCUGGGACAUACAAAUGUGAGUGUGCGAGCCCAUCUCGAGGCUUGGAUGAAAGCACCCCGGCAAAAUCACUUUAGCGACUUUGACCCUUUCAGUAUUAUGUUUGGGGGUUCACCCAGAUUCUCCAUGUAUCAGAAUGAUUUUGGAUGGGGGACACCCCUCGUGGUACGCAGCGGUAAUGCGAACAAGUUUGAUGGCAGAAUCUAUGCUUACCAAGGGAGGGAAAGAGAAGGAAGCAUAGACAUUGAACUGUGUCUUGCCCCACAGUCCAUGACUGCCCUUGAAUCAGACCAAGAGUUUCUUGAAGCAGUUACAGAGCUGUAAAUGGUUGGAAAAAAUUAAUCAAAACU